Molecule: messenger RNA, 1548 nt
Organism: Chilo suppressalis (striped riceborer)
Lineage: Eukaryota; Metazoa; Arthropoda; Insecta; Lepidoptera; Crambidae
Source: the annotation of a GenBank genome assembly
AUGGCGCCAACCAGGUUGGCAUCAAAGCCAAUCGGCGUCAAUGAAAACAUGAACGGUAUCUUAGGCCAUGGAAUUACGACAAGGAGUAAGCAAUUGGCUUCUCUAAAGACACACAAAGAUGGCUUGAAAGUACCAAACAAGAGAAAAGCUGACAGCCCCCUGAAAGACGUGACAGCCAAGAGGGCGGCAUUUGGAGACAUCACAAAUGCUAUCAACAAAUCCAGUGCUGCACAUGAUAAAGAUAAGGUUAUGGCGCUAAAGAAAGUCACGGUGGAAAGUAAAGUGCUUCCAAUCUUAAAGAGCAUCAAACCCCAGACAACCACGUUAAAUGGUAAAACUUCCAAAGCUAAAACUUUACAAAGGGUAGCCACAAAUGCAAUUGAAUCAGUGCAGAAGCACUUUGCUAAGGACCCACCAAAGCCAGUUGCAACCAGAGCGCAAAAUGGUAUUCUGAAAAACGUUGACAGAAAACAGCUGGGCAAAGAAAAUCAGAACAACAGUCAAAGCUCAGCAAAAAGUCCCUCUGACACAACGAAAGAGGAAUGCAAGGCAAUAAGUGAAAAACUCAACAAAGUGAAUCUAGAUGACACAAUAAACAGAUCAUUGGAUGAAGAGACCGAAUCUCCACACAAGGUGCCCAGUGGAGUCCCGGACUUUGACUUGGAGAACUGGAAUGACCCAUUCCAAGUCUCUAAUUAUGCUAUGGACAUCUUCAAUUACCUGAAGGGCAGAGAACCCCAGAAGGAUCAACUCACGAAGGAGGAACUGCAGCUGCUUGGCGCCUCUGCCUUGUUCAUCUCCUCCAAGUUUGAUGAACGCAUCCCUCCUCUAGUAGACGACUUCCUCUACAUCUGCGACGGCGCGUACACUUUAAGCCAGCUGCUCAAGAUGGAGAUGAACAUUCUACGCGUGAUAGACUUUGAUCUCGGCGUGCCACUCUCAUACCGGUUCCUCAGGAGAUACGCACGGCAGUGUCUACUCGAGUACACGCUGGUGCAGCACUCCGACAGCAAGAUGGCAGCCGCCGCGCUCUAUCUAGCGCUGCGGAUGAAGUCGCUGGGCGGCUGGACUGCCACGCUGCGCUACUACACAGCACGAGGCAGCAACAUGCGGCCCCGCGCUCUAUCUAGCGCUGCGGAUGAAGUCGCUGGGCGGCUGGACUGCCACGCUGCGCUACUACACAGGUCAGUAGUGCCCUACUGUAGGGCAGCACGAGGCAGCAACAUGCGGCCCCGCGCUCUAGCGCUGCGGAUGAAGUUGCUGGGCGGCUGGACUGCCACGCUGCGCUACUACACAGCACGAGGCAGCAACAUGCGGCCCCGCGCUCUAGCGCUGCGGAUGAAGUCGCUGGGCGGCUGGACUGCCACGCUGCGCUACUACACAGGUUACUCUCUACAAGACAUCCUACCAGUGGUCCUAGAACAGAACGCUACUCUGCACAAGAAACCGAAAUCGGCCAUCAGCACAGUGAGAAACAAGUAUUCGCACACAAUAUUCUUCGAAGUUGCUAAAGUGCCUCUACUAGAAGACUCUGCGUUGAGCAGUUGA